CCGCCGCCUCCGCCGCCUCCGCCGCCUCCGCCGCCUCCGCCGCCUCCGCCUCCGCCUCAGUCUCCCAGGGCUCCGAACAGGCCGCGGUUACCGGUUUGCGAUUCCCGGGCUUAAACUCUGCAGCUCCAGUGUCCCGGUGUCCGUGCUCCUGCGAGAUGACGCUCAAGUCGAGCGAAGGCGAGGGUGGGAAUAGCAUGCGCACCGCGCUCUCGGACCUCUACCUGGAACACUUGCUACAGAAGCGCAACCGACCUGAGACUGCAUUGAAUCAGUUGAAUGUUGCCACUGAGGACAUGUACACCAAUGGGUCUACUGUUCCAGGUAGCCCUGCCCAUUCUAAAGGGCAAGAGGCAAGGAAAGUACGUCUCAUACAGUUUGAGAAGAUCACAGAAGAGCCCAUGGGAAUUACUUUGAAGCUGAAUGAAAAACAGUCAUGUACUGUGGCCAGAAUUCUCCAUGGUGGCAUGAUUCAUAGACAAGGCUCCCUUCACGUGGGGGAUGAGAUCCUAGAAAUCAAUGGCACAAAUGUGACUAAUCACUCAGUAGACCAGCUGCAGAAGGCAAUGAAGGAAACCAAAGGAAUGAUCUCAUUAAAAGUAAUUCCUAAUCAGCAGAGUCGUCUUCCUGCACUACAGAUGUUCAUGAGAGCACAGUUCGACUAUGAUCCCAAAAAGGACAAUCUUAUCCCUUGUAAGGAGGCAGGACUGAAGUUUGUUACUGGAGACAUUAUCCAGAUUAUCAACAAAGAUGACAGCAACUGGUGGCAGGGGCGGGUGGAAGGUUCUUCUAAGGAAUCUGCAGGAUUGAUCCCUUCUCCUGAGCUGCAGGAAUGGCGAGUGGCAAGUGUGGCUCAAUCUGCACCAAAUGAAGCUCCAAGCUGCAGUCCCUUUGGGAAGAAGAAGAAGUAUAAAGACAAGUAUCUGGCUAAGCACAGUUCAAUUUUUGACCAGUUGGAUGUUGUUUCCUAUGAGGAAGUUGUCCGACUCCCUGCAUUCAAGAGGAAGACCCUGGUGCUAAUCGGAGCCAGUGGGGUAGGUCGCAGCCAUAUUAAGAAUGCUCUGCUCAGCCAGAAUCCAGAGAAGUUUGUAUACCCUGUCCCAUAUACAACACGGCCACCAAGGAAGAAUGAAGAAGAUGGAAAGGAAUAUCACUUCAUCUCAACAGAGGAAAUGACAAGGAACAUCUCUGCCAACGAGUUCUUGGAAUUUGGCAGCUAUCAGGGCAACAUGUUUGGCACUAAAUUCGAAACAGUGCACCAGAUUCAUAAGCAGGACAAGAUUGCCAUCCUUGACAUUGAGCCCCAGACCCUGAAAAUUGUUCGGACAGCUGAGCUUUCACCUUUCAUUGUGUUCAUCGAACCUACUGAUCAGGGCACUCAGACUGAAGCCCUGCAGCAGCUGCAGAAGGACUCUGAAGCCAUCCGUAGUCAAUAUUCUCACUACUUUGACCUCUCUUUGGUGAAUAAUGGUGUUGAUGAAACUCUUAAGAAAUUGCAAGAAGCCUUUGACCAGGCUUGCAGUUCUCCACAGUGGGUACCUGUCUCCUGGGUUUACUAAGCUUACAGAAUUGGAGAACCUGUUCCAGCCUCUCCCCAGCAUUUGGAAUGCCACCCCUUGCUUAAAUCAAACAGGGCUGCUUCAUCUUCUAGCUAUCUGCAACUGUGCGAAGUAUAUCAGUAUCUCACUCAGGCUACUAAAGGGCUGAAGUUUAAUUUUCCUACUACCUAGAUUUCAAGAUGAUCUCUGGAAAUUGGCAGUGAGUACUAUCCAAUGCAACUGCUGCACAAAGAAAGCAACUGUCCUCAUCCCUCUGAUGCCUGAGCUCCUUUACUUGCAACUAUACUAUCUUUAUGCUCUGAAACUUUCUAAGAUGCCAAAAAUCUAACAGCUGCUCUAGAGAAACCCUCCAAAGCAAUAAAAAAAACUCUGCUGUGUUAAGAUGCUAGUGACCUUGUAACUACAUUUCAACAUCUCCACCACAAUCCCCUAAAAAGCCAGGUUUUAUCUUCUUAAACCUACCAGGCAAGAUGCUUUUCUGGAUUUAACAUAGAGGUGAGGUUCUUUACAGCAAUGUCCUUGAAAAACCUGCCACUGCUACUACAGGUCUCUAAAGGCUGGUUGGUGGUUACAGAGCAUAAAUUGUCUUCUCUAGUAGAAGCCAUUGUGAGCACUCUUAAGCUUCCUAUUAAGUCAUACUAGAAUGAAUGAAAAUAUAUCUUAAAUAAACAGGAGCUGAGGGCUAGGGGUCAGUCGGGCAUUUCAUACCUGCUUAGGCCCAGGUGCCACAAAUGUUUAAAACUUCUGCUGGUAUUCUUGGCUUUGAACACAUUUAAACAGUCAUUUGUAACCAACCUUUCUCCCUUCUUACCCUGUAGUUCAUGCCAGAACUGGCAGUUUUCUACCAGCAAAACAGUUAUACCCCCAAGACUCACUGACACACUACACAAUGCAUCUACUUUGGAGAACAAUGGGUUUGUAUUAAUCCCCCUUGAGAGCAGCUAAGUGCACGUGAUAGGCCCCAAUGCCAAUGGAAGACACAAAAUUGCCAAAGGAAAAGCAAAUUUCAAAUAUGACAGAGAGAUUCCCAUUUUUAAUAAAAAUAUUUUCAUUUUUGUUCUGCCAGCCUAAGAUUAUUAUCAGUUAGUAAACCCAACAGAAAUACUUUUAAAAAGCUACAAAUCACAUUCUUUUCCCAGCAAUGAACAAAUCCAUUCUUCAAAAGAAAAUGAACAUUAAAACAGGAGGAUAUGGGAAUGCUUUGCCACCCCCUCCCCCCCCCGCCCCAAACACAACACCGCACAGAAUGCUAGCCCAAACACCAUGGACACUAUAAGACCAGCAAGACACAUAUCUGAUACCAGAAUAGAUCAGCCCUCACAGGAUAUUGCAGAUAAGAAUUCCCCAGUGAACGUUGUUUAAUUACAUUCUUCUUUUACUCACAGAAGGUCCUAUGCUAUGCUAAAUGUUUUACAAACAUUUAAAAAAGCAAACUAGGAGAGGACUAUUUAUGGCAUUGUUUAAAAUGGCCAUUAAUAAACAGCUGCAGACAGUUACUAGGCAGUUUCAUGUCUGAAGGUGUUCCCCCACUCAAGCAGAGGGGUCAGUGGCAAAAACCUGCUUUUCAUCUCUCAUAUCCUUAAAACAGGACAGGACAAGAUGGCUACACCCUAACCACUGAGAUCACAAGUGGCAGCUAAAGUGUACCAGAACUCUGUAUUCUGUUCUACUCCUUCAACAAAAUGUUUUCUCAAUAAGGCUUUCAUUUCUUCUCCCAGCUUGACAUAAUGCUUCAAGUUGCUUUUACUAUUCAGACAUAUCUUCCACCACUUUUAUUUUCUUCUUCUUCUUUUUCUUUUUGUUGGUAUCACUGUCCUAAAGAAAGAAAAAAAAUAAGUACCCAUUGCCAAAAUAUUUGACUCUUCCCAAAAGAAAUCUUGUAAAUUGCAGUCAAGUCUGUUCAGGAUCUGUAAGGACAUUUGGGAUUAAACAAAUUUUGCCUGUGAA
Molecule: messenger RNA, 3503 nt
Organism: Arvicola amphibius (Eurasian water vole)
Lineage: Eukaryota; Metazoa; Chordata; Mammalia; Rodentia; Cricetidae
Gene: Mpp1
Product: membrane palmitoylated protein 1
Exons: 12
Coding region: 156-1556 (466 amino acids)
Cellular component (GO): plasma membrane; cell-cell junction
Molecular function (GO): signaling receptor binding
Source: RefSeq, a predicted model, not a curated record